AAAUUGCAGUCCAUAUUCGUCGGUCUCUUUCGCCCGUCGCCCACCAUAAACAAUCGAAACCCGAUAAACAAAAAUAAACUUCUUGUUUCCAGUUUGAGACACCAUUGCUCACACAGUCUCUCUGUUUUUUUUUUUCUUUUAACCAUAGCGAUUAACAUGCUUCUUUUUCCGCCACCACCUGCCACUCGCUUCCCUUCAAUUACCGUUACUUGUCCAAUCCCCGUCCGCCACUACCACCACCACAGUCAGCUACCACCACUCUCCGCCACUAACACUUCCGCAACCGCAAUAGCAAGUAGUUUCUCAAACCUCUCCCUCUCUCUUGAUAACAACCAAAAGGACACUGAACAAGACAUUCUCGCCCUCCAAAGCCGCCGUUACGAUUUCACUCCACUUCUUAACUUCUUAUCCAAUCAAAUAAAAGCUAGUCCAAACACAUCAUCUUCACCUACUUCACUUGACACUACAGAAUUCCAACUUGCCGAGUCAUACCGGGCUGUACCAGGGCCACUCUGGCACUCACUCCUUAAAUCGCUCUCCUCUUCAUCAUCUUCUAUUGGUUUAGCAUACGCUGUUGUUUCCUGGCUUCAAAAACACAAUCUUUGUUUCUCUUACGAAUUACUCUAUUCUAUCCUAAUUCACGCCCUUGGCCGUUCAGAGAAACUAUACGAAGCGUUUUUGCUAUCUCAGCAACAAGCUUUAUCUCCUUUAACAUAUAAUGCCCUGAUUAAUGCUUGUGCGAGAAACAACGAUCUUGAAAAAGCAAUUAAUCUGAUUUCUAGAAUGCGACAAGACGGUUAUCCUUCGGAUUUUGUUAAUUACAGUUUGAUUAUACAAUCUCUUGUCAGGUCUAAUAGGAUUGAUUCUCCAAUUUUGCAAAAGCUUUAUAGUGAAAUUCAGUGUGAUAAGCUUGAGCUUGACGUUCAGCUUUCGAAUGAUAUCAUUGUUGGUUUUGCUAAGGCUGGUGAUCCUAAUAAAGCUAUGGAAUUUCUAGGUAUGGUUCAAGCCAGUGGAUUGAGUCCCAGAACCGCUACUCUUAUUGCAGUUAUAUCAGCUUUGGGAGAUUCUGGUAGGAUUAUUGAAGCCGAGGCUAUUUUUGAAGAAAUGAAAGAUAAUGGAUUGAAACCUAAGACUAGAGCAUAUAAUGGACUUCUUAAAGGGUAUGUUAAAGCUGGUAUGCUUAAAGAUGCUGAAUUUAUUGUUUCGGAGAUGGAAAGGAGUGGGGUCUCGCCCGAUGAAUGUACUUAUAGUUUGUUAAUUGAUGCUUAUUCUAAUGCAGGGAGAUGGGAAAGUGCAAGAAUUGUGUUGAAAGAAAUGGAAGCCAAUAAUAUCAUGCCUAAUUCAUAUGUUUUUAGUAGGAUAUUAGCUAGUUAUAGGGACAGAGGGGAGUGGCAGAAAUCAUUUCAGGUUUUGAAGGAAAUGAAAAAUAGUGGGGUGAGACCUGAUAGGCAUUUUUAUAAUGUGAUGAUUGAUACUUUUGGUAAGUUUAGUUGCCUUGAUCAUGCAAUGGAUACCUUUGAUAAGAUGUUAUCUGAGGGUAUACAGCCUGAUACAGUUACAUGGAAUACACUUAUAGAUUGUCAUUGUAAGGCAGAGUUGCAUGAGAGAGCAGAGGAAUUGUUUGAGGAAAUGAUGGAAAAAGGAUUUUCACCUUGUGUCACCACGUUUAAUAUUAUGAUUAAUUCAUUUGGGGAGCAGGAGAGAUGGGACGAUGUAAAAACCUUGAUGGGGAAUAUGCGGAGCCUGGGUUUAUUGCCUAAUGUUGUAACAUAUACCACACUUAUCGAUAUUUAUGGGAAAUCAGGGAGAUUUAGUGAUGCAAUUGAGUGCUUAGAGGAUAUGAAGUCUGCUGGAUUGAAGCCAUCCUCCACUAUGUAUAAUGCGCUGAUAAAUGCAUAUGCACAAAAGGGUUUAUCUGAGCAAGCAGUAAAUGCAUUUAGGCUAAUGAGAGCAGAUAGCCUAAAGCCUAGUCUUUUAGCUCUUAAUUCAUUGAUCAAUGCAUUUGGUGAGGAUAGGAGAGAUGCUGAAGCAUUUUCAGUGUUGAAGUACAUGAAGGAAAAUGAUUUGAAGCCAGAUGUGGUAACAUAUACAACACUUAUGAAAGCUCUGAUUCGUGUUGAUAAGUUCAAUAAGGUGCCUUCUGUAUACGAAGAAAUGAUUUUGGCUGGGUGCACGCCAGAUAGAAAAGCUAGAGCGAUGCUACGGUCUGCACUGAAAUACAUGAAGCAAACACUAAACCUGUAGUUGAGAAUUUCAGAUUAUUCCUGCCCAGGCAAAGUUUGGGGUCUAUUGUCAUGGAAUCAUGGUCAAGCUUGUUGCUUAUUUGCCAAUUCGAGGGACAACUCAAUGUUUGGCCGUUCAUAAUCUGGAAGGGAUUCCAGUCGAGGAGUGAGGGAAUUCCCGAUCGAAAAACUAUAUCUAACAUAAACACAAAAAUUUGAGGUUACAUCAUUCAUCCUCUCGCGUUCAGAUUGUAAAGCUUAUGUAUAUCCCACAAACAGCAAAUGACAUAAUUUAUUGUCGGUGUCAUGUAUUAUAGUCAAAUCAAUUCAAAGUCGUAUCUGAAGGGCACAAUAGGCAUAAUUUCUUAGUUAAACUGAAUCCUUGUUACUAUGCAACAGAAUAUGUAUCAAGAAAUAAACUACGGGGAGAAUAUGAUUCAACAAAAACAAUGGCGUAUUUCAUUUCUAGUC
Molecule: messenger RNA, 2693 nt
Organism: Ricinus communis (castor bean)
Lineage: Eukaryota; Viridiplantae; Streptophyta; Magnoliopsida; Malpighiales; Euphorbiaceae
Product: pentatricopeptide repeat-containing protein At5g42310, chloroplastic
Exons: 5
Coding region: 157-2244 (695 amino acids)
Molecular function (GO): protein binding
Source: RefSeq, a predicted model, not a curated record